UAUUAUCAAAAAUUACUAAUAUAUUUAUUUAUUUCUGCAAUGUUUUUGCAUCGUCCUCGUGCACAGUAUACGUAUGCGUGUGCACGUAUAGCGUUACGAAGCUACUUCUUUUUAUUUUAUAAUAACAUAUAAUGACAGCAAUAUGACAAAACGCAUAGUUUGAAAGAGAACUUGCAAAAAAAUAAAAACAGGAAGACAGAAGAUUGUAUUGAGAACUUGAUUCGAUAAACACGGCAAAAAUAAUUCUUUCAGAAUUCUUUUCUUUCGCAGAAUUUCUUCAAAUCAGCAUAUCAAAAUUAGCAAGAGUCGCGUUAAUUGCGUUUCAUUUUCGAGUUUUAUUUAAAAAAUUUGAUUAUACAACAUUAUGAAUAAAUAUAAAAGCAAAAAUCGUCUUUUAGCGGGGAUGCAUAACUAUAUACUAUGUGUCAUAGACUUGACUUAUCACAAAAAUAUCUUUAAAAAAAGAAUUGCGCUUCCAUAAUGACUCAAUAAUCGGUAUAAUUACGAUACAAGGUUCCGAUAUAAUUGCUUGAAUGGAAAGAAUACCGAAGCCAGCUAAAUAUUAUUUUUUUAUUAUUGUCAUUACGAUUCUAAACUAAUACUUUUAUUUAUUUGUCUGUUUAAUUACAUACUGAAAUUUUCCUGGUUUCUUUUAUACAAUUAUAUAAAUUAUCAAAUACUGCAGAAAAUAAUUGUAACUUUCAUAAAUUCGAUCAAGCUAUAAUUUCUGAGUUGUUAUCAAGUCAUCAAGUCAAGCCAUCAAUAAUCUUCGUGCAGCAACCUUUUAUCAAGAAACAUGCUUUUAUUCACAUUUCAUUAGCAUUGAAGACUAAAAAAUGCAUUUAAGUGCGUGAUAAUAAUCGAUGACGAUAAUUAUGAUAAUUGGAAAACACUACUCAAGAUAUCAUGAAUAAUUAUCACUUCGUGAUUUAACCAGAUAAAACCAGAUGUGAUGUUUUAUCAAAUAUUCUAAACUAUUGAAAUAAACUCGGAUACAAUUUUUUCUCUUUGUCUCGAUUUUGCAGAUUUUUUAAUGCAGGUAUUUAAAUAUCCAAAACGCUUGAACCCAAUUUGAUCGAUGCAACGUAAUUUUGAAAAUUCAAUAAGUUCUCUUUGCGAAAAAAUCGCGAGAUUAAAUUUCGAACAUUUUACUCUGCUUUGAUUAUGGGAACUAUUGUUCGAUUCUUAAUGAUGAAUUGCGAGCGAAAAGCUACGUUGGCCGCGAGAGCUACCAGACCCGCAAUAGAUCAUCAGCUGUCUUUCGACAAAUCACCAGGACGACCGCAGACGCUCGCUUGUUAGCACAGCGUGAGUCUGUCGUGCGAAAUUUCGCUGAAAAGUGAAGCUCACGCGAGCGAAUAGCCGCGGCGCGAACGCGGUGUAACCGUCGUUCUCGAGGAACCCAAAACCGCAUCAACCGUGGAUCACGCAAGCGAAGCUGGCCAAACGGCGGUCACCAAGCACCGGAAGUCCCGGCGCAAGAAAGCGAAGAACGCCGCCGUCGCCACCGCCGGAGACUCCAAAGUGCGUUCCUCUGUUUUCAUGCACGCGUGUAGAAACGUGAAACUCUCAUUCUUACGUUUCUUCCCGUUUGCAAUUUUGCCCCCGAAUCGUUUAUAUUUGCUUCUCGAAUAUGAAUUUUUCAAAGACCGUUGGUUAAAAUAUUGAGUUAACUAAAUUUAAAUUUUUUUUAAUUCUUGAAAAAAUGGCCAAAGCUGUUUAAAUUUUGGUGAAAUCUGAUAAGAUAUAUACUUUUUCAGGCGAAAAAAAUGGCGAAUACUUGUACCGAAUUCCGGAAGGAGAUGCACAAAUCCUACAUCCUGCCGGCAAUGCAAGCGGCGCCUUCGUACUCUGUGACAACGUUACAAACUCAGAAUGGCUCAAGCACCGCGAUGCGGCCACGAUCUCUUUAUACCGCGCACAAUUAUCAUCCUCAACCUGAGGAUCCUAACUUUCAACGAUACAGCGAGCUGUCCAAAUACUUCGAGCCUCCGACCGAGCAGUGGAGCGGCCUGGGCGGAGGGAGUGCGUAUUCAGGAUCGGUGGCGCUCUGGCGACAAGCGAGGAAGUCGAUUGGCGGACCUUAUUACGUAGCCGACGAGGCCCCAGUCUACACGGAAAACUGGCGGGAGCAUGACGCUGACGCCGGUGUCGGCGGUGCCGUCGCUACUCCCCACGGCACCAUAUCAUUAAGGCUGCACAACAGGAUACGUGUGGAUAUGACGGUUGAUCGUGCCGUCCGGGUCAUCAAUUUCAAGAACAACAUAGUCCUGUCGCUGAGCGGCUCCGGCGCGGCCGCCGUUCUGUUGCACCCCAACGGUAGAAUAUAUCAGUACGGUUCGCGGGUCGAGAUCGUCGCUCACGACACACACGGCAACAACAAAUACGCGAAGAUGUGGUACAAGGGAGUCAGUUUCACGUCGGAGCAAUGCGCGCUUGUUUAUCUGGUAGACGCGGCUGGCACCAGGACCACGACGGACUCCUUCUCGGACAUGAGUCAGGAUUUUUCGCUGAGCAUUUUCUAUUCGGGCUCUCGUCAUGGACCAUCGUGUCUGCAGGAAGCUGCGGCACAUCUUAACACGGCUCAGUACUGGCAAACGGAGGAAGGAGUUGAGAAUUGGAUCAUCAAUAACGUCAGAGUGUCGCAGACUCCAGAUGGCCUCGUCAGAAUUGCGCGAAACAGCAACAAAUAUCAACUGCGUACCUCGCCCAGCAACGGCACGGCGUCGUUGACGACACCUUUUCUGCACUGCACGGCGUCCCUCGGUCAGACGUCGCAUCUGUUCGUGCGCCGUGGCGAGCGUCGCUUGCACUACGACGGCACCAGCUUCAUCGUGAGAAACGCAGGUCACAGCGCCGGCUUCGACGACAACAACCAGUUGAAGGUUUAUUAAGAGCGAGCUUCGUGAACGACUCGACUUCUCCGUUGGAGUUCGCCUGCGAAACAGCAUCGGUGAAUGCAGAGCCAACUCUGAUCGUCAAACCGCUCCAAGGACGGGAACUUCGAAUCACCUUGAGAAACGUAAAAUUCUCAGGAAUUUUCUCGAAGAUCCCCCCGAAAUACUGAAAUCUUUCUGCGCGCAAUUCUAUUGCCGCCAAAAUUGCAUAACUGUCUGAAAUUGUGGAAAGCUUCUUCUUAUUUGAUGUCAUUAAAUUAUGCGAAACAUAAUUUCGGCUUCACAUUUAAAGGCCGAACAUUAUAUUUUGAGAUUUUCUAAACUUUUACGGGUACGUGAUUUUGUGUAAUUUCCAAAGUGAUUCGAGAAUCUCUUCUCCCUUCUACGGUGGGCUAAACUUUUUUAAAAUUUGCACGACAGAAAGAAAGAAUUCAGUAUUUAUCAAUAUUUGUAUAAACUCAAGAAAGUUCAGUUCAAAGCAAUGGUUUAUCUGAUAUUAAGAAUUCGUGUAGGAAUAAAUAAUGUUGGAAAAAUUGAAA
Linepithema humile (Argentine ant) is the source of this 3436-nucleotide messenger RNA. Lineage: Eukaryota; Metazoa; Arthropoda; Insecta; Hymenoptera; Formicidae. The record is from RefSeq and is a predicted model, not a curated record.